GGGACGGGACGGGACGCGGCGGGAGGGGAGCGGCGCUUCACGGCGCUCCGCCCGCCGCCGGCACAGUCCGAGGGGAGCCGAGCCGCGCCGUGCUGUGUUGUGGAUGAUGAGUGCGUGAGAGCCAUAAAGCAGCGUCUGGGGCCGGGAGCGCCUGCCACUUCCAGGGCAAGAUGCCACAGACACCUCCCUUUGCAGCGAUGUUUGACAGCAGCAGCUACAACAGGAACCUGUAUCAGACUAAAGAAGACAAUUGUGGAGGGCUCUACUACCACAACAACAAUCUCCUGUCGGGGUCUCUGGAAGCUCUGAUCCAGCACUUGGUGCCCAAUGUGGAUUACUAUCCUGAUAGGACGUACAUCUUCACUUUCCUCCUCAGCUCCCGCCUCUUCCUGCACCCCUACGAGCUCAUGGCCAAAGUCUGCCAGCUGUGCACUGAGCAGCAGAGACUCAGGGAGCCUGCCCUGGACAAGAACUGGAUCCAGAAAAUUGCACCAAAAAUCCUACAGUUGUUGACUGAGUGGACAGAGACUUUUCCUUAUGAUUUCCGAGAUGAAAGAAUGAUGAGGAACUUAAAGGAGUUGGCACAAAGAAUAGCCAGUGGGGAUGAGAUGUACCGGAAGAACGUGCAGCAGCUCCUGCAGAACCUGAUUCGGAAGCUGGCCGCAGUGACCCAGUACGAGGAGGUGCUUGCCAAAAUUGAUGCCACCACAUCCACAGAUCGCCUCACGCUCCUGAAGACCAAGCCCCAGUCCAUGCAGAGGGACAUAAUCACAGUCUGCAAUGAUCCCUAUGUGUUAGCUCAGCAGCUGACGCACAUAGAGCUUGAGAGACUCAAUUAUAUUGGACCAGAAGAAUUUAUCCAGGCGUUUGUGCAAAAGGAUCCUUUGAAUAAUGACAAGAGCUGCUACGGAGAUGGAAAGAAGACUCGGAAUCUUGAAGCCUAUGUGGAGUGGUUUAACAGGCUCAGUUACUUGGUUGCAACAGAAAUCUGUAUGCCUGUGAAGAAGAAGCACAGAGCAAGAGUGAUAGAAUAUUUCAUCGAUGUGGCACGGGAAUGUUUUAACAUUGGCAACUUCAAUUCCUUAAUGGCUAUUAUUUCUGGCAUGAACAUGAGUCCUGUGUCUCGAUUAAAGAAAACCUGGGCAAAAGUGAAGACAGCCAAAUUUGAUAUUCUUGAGCAUCAGAUGGACCCUUCCAGCAAUUUUUACAAUUACCGAACUGCUCUGCGUGGAGCCACUCAGAGGUCCCUGACAGCUCACAGCAGCAGAGAGAAGAUCGUGAUACCUUUCUUCAGCCUCUUGAUCAAAGAUAUUUACUUCCUCAAUGAGGGUUCUGCCAAUCGCCUUCCCAAUGGUCACAUCAAUUUUGAGAAAUUUUGGGAAUUGGCAAAACAAGUCAGUGAAUUUAUGACAUGGAAGCAAGUGGAGUGUCCUUUUGAAAGGGAUUGGAAGAUUCUGCAGUACUUGCUCUCUGUCCCAGUCUUCAGUGAUGAUGCACUUUACUUGGCUUCCUAUGAAAGUGAAGGUCCUGAGAACCACAUUGAAAAGGACAGAUGGAAGACACUAAGGUCAACACUUCUGGGCAGAGUCUAGAGCACACCACGUCUGCUGUUGCUGUGUUACAUGGAUUGCCAAGGGCCGUGGCUUGGUUUAUUUUUCUGUGCACUGAGUGGUGCUCAGAAUGAUGAAAGAUGUGCAGUCAGUUGCAGUAUUGUGGCAGCAGAGAUGAAAGAAGUUAAUUCAAGAACAAACAGGCAGCUUCUCCCAUCUGACAGAUGAGACAAAAUCACAGCCCACUCAUCUGGGAUUCAGGGUGAAGUAUUGAUUGAGAAUCCUUUGAAGAUCUCAGAUGGUGCCUGUGAAUCAUUUCACACCUGGAUGGAAUAUUCUUUCCUUUCCUUCUGCUGCAGCUUGCUGCUACAAGGACUCUGCAGAGCUGCUAGAAGGACUCGCAGGAGGUUACAGGGGAGAAAUGUUCACCAUUCCUUUUGGUGAAACCCAAGUCUGCAUUGAAGAGCUGUCAUUCCUAUUAAGCUGAAUAUAUCCCAGAAGUUUGGGAUUGCUAAGAAGGGAAAGGACUGGACACAAAAAUUGGCUGCUGAGGAGAAUUUCUGCCUACCACUGUAAUGGUGGUUGGGUUUUUUGUCUUUUUCCAAUGUGUUUUUGAGUUGGCUGCGGGCAGGCAAACUCAUUAUUAUUUUAAGUUAUUUAAAAAAUAUAAAGUAAUAAAAAGGCUGUGGUAGAAAAUACACCUAUAAAAAGAUAGUAGCUAUGUAGCUCCACAACUUCUAGGGGAGGCUUUUUCUUUUGUUCACUUCUUUACAACUAACCACUACAUGCUACAGACACAGUUAUUACUGUGAGAUUUUCUUAAUCUUGAUUUUCCAUACUUGACCUUCUUAUAUUAGGUUGAACAAGCUGACUUUUCUAGAAUAGUCAUUGAGAAACUGGCAUAAAAACUGUUGAAAUAUGAGAGUAUGUUUUUAUUAAGUAAUUUUUGUAGCUACCUUUUUUUUUUUUGAAAGGGUAACAGUGGAGAACACAAUCCACUUUGACUGAAACAGCAAGAGGCCAAAAAGAAAAAAAAAGAGGCUUCUUCUCAGCUCCAGCUAUGAACAAAACAGUCUUCCUGUGUGUUUGCUUUAGGGAUUAUGUUUAUGACUGUGAAGUAGUUCACUGUGUUACACACUUAAUACAUUUUUAGUAGCUGUGAAUACUUAGUCACUCUAUCCUAGGAGGAACCUGAUUGAAAAAGAAAUACAAAACUAAGCUGUAGCUAUAGAUCACCCUGGAUGCAAAAAUCAAUAAGCAAACUACAUACUUGGCAAAAAAAAAAAACCCUAUUUGCAAUGAUUCUGCUGCUGUUGUUAAAAAAAAAAAAAAGGAAAAAAUAAGAAUAAAUAUAUUUAUUUGUUGCACUGCAUCUCUUGAGUUUUCAGGUAAGGAGGUUUUUAUGUUCUGUCUGUACCUUUUCAGGCAUACAUUUUUAUUUUGAAUUCCAUAGUAACAUGUUGAGGUAGCCUUUGUUAAUGGGGAUACUGUCCUUAACUACAGCCUGUUUGCUGAAACAAGGUACUGGAAGUCUCUGAGUUACAUAUUCCACAAGGAAUUCCCUUCUCACCAGGGCCUCAAGCCCUGAGAGAGAAGGUUUCCUCUCCUCCUUUCCCAUUCCCUGUGUUAGGGGAAAGGAGGAACAAGAGGCCAACUCUUGGAAAGGAGAAAACUGCUUCUGCUGUGCAUAGCCUUGCCUCCCAGCUUUCAUCAGGUGAGAUCUUUCCUAUCCUCCCCUCUACAUGCCUCCCCUGGUGUUAAGGGCUUCAUGAGGCUUAUGUCUGGUGCAUGAGAGGGGAAUGCAAAUCCCAAACCUCUGGCAAGCCAGAGCUGCUCCUUCAGCCGUUAUUUAACUCAGUGUUUGAUGUUAGAGCCUUGCCAUGCUCUGUGCCCUCUUCUCCAUAAUUUGGUGCAGCCAGACCAUGCUGGGCUUUAAUUUUGAGCAUCCCAAGCUAUGUCAGGCUGUUGAACUGCUGAUGUGGAAAGCACCAUUCACACCUGUCCAUAGCAAAGGGAGAGAAAAGGACUGAUUCUUCCAUGGUCAAGCAGCUCCCAAAGGAAACAUCACAGACUCCCAGAAAUGAGGAGUCACAAGAACUCGUUAACUCUACAAACUGAGUGUUCAGGCAGGACUGAAAAUCACAGCUCAGUGCUGACAGAUGCUCAGUGCUUAAUGGGGGCAGAGGGGACAACGAUGUCUCCUGUACAAAUGGCUCAAACAUUACUUAUUUCUUUGUGGUGCGCUUUCUUCUGGUGGUGCAGAGACAAAAACUCUGCCUCUUACAGACCUGUGUGAACCAAUUUAUUCAAAAGAGUCUAUAGAUGUCUGGCUAAGCCCACAAGAGCAAUACCUGUCCUUGCCACCCAGCUAUUUCCCUGCUUUCCCGUUUGGAAAAAUCUUGAUGGCGUCACCAUGAAAAGAACAGUCAGAUGAAUGCAAAAAUGUGCAAGAGCCUAUCUACAGCUGUCAUCUCUGGAAGAACAAGUAGGAACCUUUACAUCCACGUGGAUAUUUUUCAUUUGUGUUGCAUUUUGUCAGCCUUCCCAGACAGAUGUUCUUGACAGAGCUGAAACUGUUACUUGAUCUAGCACUAAAACAGGCAAACAGGCCAUUAGGCAAAACACCAUUCAUUUUCCAAGACUUCUGCUACUCAAGGGAAUAUUCCCUAGCAUUCUGGGAGACUUUCCUUAUAUGUAAGUAAGGAAAAAAAAAAAACCACACAUUGAAAACAACACAAACACUGCAGUUAAUAAAAAAAAAUAAAAAUCCCAAAUAAGAGGAAAAUAAAAAGAUGCUUUAGUCUUAAGCUAAAAUUCUCUUACAAAGCUAUAGUAAAAAUAUAAUAGACAUAUCAAACUCUUUUUCUUAUAAAAUGCAUUAGAGCAAUGUAACAGUCUAGCUACAGCUAUAAGUAAAGCACUAGUGCUGAAACAAACAGAUGUUAAAGUAAUUACAGUCUAAAAAGGAGCUUAAACAAAAAAAAAAAAGAGAAAUAAAAAACCUUGCCCCAAAAAUAAAAAAAGAAAAUCUCUGUUUCUCAGAGAUAGAUGAACUAUUAUGCUAGAACAGCUCAUCCUUGAAAUAGUACCCCAUAAGUUUACAUAACCUAUAAAAACAACACAUAAAAACAUAUAAGACAACUAUAAAGCAUAAAAAACUUUCACACUGCAAAUUUUCCUUUUCCAAGCAGCUAAUUUGCUAUGACAUUAAAACCACAAGAAAUCUAUUUCUUCUAGAAAAGUCUCCAUAGCAUAUCAAGAGACACCCCUCUCCCUAAAAAAACUAAAAGAAAACUAUUCUGAAAAUAGUACACUAACUAGAAGUCUCAAAUUUUGUCUCUUUACAUUAUCAAUUAAAAGUAUAGGAGGAAAAAAAAGUGUUCUAAAAGUUUUAUUUUAAUUUUUAUUAUUCAUUCUUUUCUAUUAAUAAAGUUUUCUUUAUACCCUUUAAAGUUUUAAGCCUGCUUUGCUGUCCUCCUAAUUCCUAUCUCACAGCAAAAACAAAAACAACAACAAAAAAAACCCAAACAAAAACAAAAACAAAAAAAAAUCAUUCGAAUAAGUGCACUGGCAUUUAGCCAGCAUUAAACCCACUACGUUAAUUAGCGUGUUAGCCGAAAAUCUCAAAUUAGCAAACCAAAACCACUACACUUACACUUACUACAUGUGUGUAGCAUACUCCUUUGUGGGCUUUCUGCAGUAUUUUUGCUGGAAAAGAAGAAUAAUCCUUUCUUAGUGCACCAGUGUCUGCUUUUUCUCUCAGCUCCUCUGUCUAAUGUCGGUAGCAGAUUUUUCCUGCUUGAAGGGAAGGCAUGUGCUAAGCUGACACUUCAUACUCCAAGAUCUGAUAAAGUUCAGUGAGGGUUUGGUGCCAGCAAGGGCAUCAUUUGGUACCCACUGACACUUCAUCACCCUUACACUGUGCUGCAUAAAGCUCUUGUGGAAUAUGAUUUUUUUCUUUCUCCGUCAUUAGAAAGUUUUAUUUACAGUGUGACCCAAAAGGAGAUCUCACUGUAAGCCAAGUAAAUACAGUGUCCUCCUUUCACAGAGAUUACUUUUCAGGAAGAAAAAUGCAGAAGAUAAUGUGAAUAAAGCAGCUGGUUUUUAUCAGCUAUUUAUGUAGCCAAAGAAGUCUGGGUGCCAGUGAUUCUGUGGGGCCAGAUUAUCUGCUUUCUUGUAGUGCUUUUCUCCUCUGUCUUGUGAAGUCCAGAGGCUGGUAGGGGAAAUGAUUCUUAGGUGGACUUCCAGCUGCAGGGGAAAGCAGCAUCUGGAGCCAGUGUAUUCCAGCAAAUAAUAAACCAAGCAAAAUAUCUGUUGGUGUUACAGCAGGAUUUUCUGCAGGCCCCCAAGUCUGGCCUAGUGGUCAAAAGCUUAAAUAACUUUCCUGGAAUUAAUGAGUCUUUAUUGUCUGAUAACUCAAUAGCAUUUAUGUAUAGAAUGCCUCACUGCUUUUUAAAUGAGUUUUUCUUGGGAGAAAGGUAUAUGUAGGAAGCCAGAAAUAAUUAGGGCUGGGAGAAAAUUAUUUCAGAAGGAGUUAGACUUUCCCUUGUCCCUUUUCUCCUCCAGACAGUUCAGAGGAGUUGAAUUCUGCUUUUCCAUUAAAAAAAAUAGAAGAGGAUCUAUAGAGUAAUAGAAAAGAGAAUCUGGUAAGAAAUGAAUUGGCACCCCUUUCCUGAGGCAUAGCACAUAAUUGUAGCCAGCAGUAUUGGAUAGAAGGAAGUGCAAGCAGUAAACGUUUAAAUUACAGUAAUUUGUUUGACUUGCAUAUGUUGAAUUUCAGGUUUGCUGCCUACGAAGCUCCACUCAGAAAUCCCACAGUGAUUCUCUUGUAAAGGGAGUCAGAGGUUUAGAGUCAGAGUUUAGAGAAGAUAGCCUCCAAUGCAAACAAGAGUAACCUAGAAGGAUGACAGCAGUUUACAAAAAAUAUCAAGCAAUUAGUAAGAAAAGUUUAGAAAAGUGGCAUGUGAAACAUGAGGUAAAACAAGUAUUGUCUACACACAAUGUGUUUCUUCCUACUGCUGUUGCUAAGGUAACAAUCUAUUCUGAUGCUAACAAUGAAGAACAUUACUGUUUCUCCUUAAUUUCUGUUUGGGCAAAUAUACAAUUCUUUUGGUACUUCUUUUUGUUUGGCAGUUCACGAUCAGGCCUAGAGGAAGCAGCAGGUGAUGCUCCUUGAUCCCUGUGUGACUCAGUUUGAUAACCAGCAGAACUGGUAUUCAGAGGCUGUUUCCCCUCCAUUAAAAAGUGCCUACAGCAUUACACACUCUCAAGCAACCUCACAGAGAACAGGUCUCAUGUGAAGAUCCAAGCUGAGUUUGGAGGGUUGAGCACUAAGGAGACCUGAUCUGUGAAUUUCUGUUUCAACAGGUUUAGUGAGAACUUAAAAUUGCAAUACAUGUUGAGAUGUUUUUCACAAAAGAUUAAUGAAAAUAUAUUGUGGAGCAAUGUUCAAAGAGUAUGUCAUUAGUAGAUUAUGUUUGAAGAAGGUAAGUGUAUGAGAGCAGUGCAUCACAGUGUUACCUUUUUAACAGAUAAAAUUUUUCUUUCCUCAUACAAAAUCCAAUUCAGAUUUAUCCCAGAUGGUUGCUUUCAUAAUACAGACUUUCAGGACACAGUACAGUAUUUUUGAUGUUCCAUCAGGUGUUUGUUAUACUUAAGAAACAGUCAUUCACCACCUUUAGAAGUGAACUGGGAAUUUAUUUAAGUCCAUAUAUUUGUCUAUACAAAUUUCAUUUCAUAUAAUAGUGGCAUACUUGAUUGGAUUAUUUAAAUGCUGCUUUUCUUCUCAAAGAAGAAAACUCCUUCCUUUUUAUUAGCUGCCAUGGGAAGUCAUAGCUACACAAUGUCUUGUGAAGAGUGCCAGUUGGUAUGUCAGUAGUUAGCUGGCUUUCAGUAAAAAGAAGUGAAGAAGGCACUCCAGCUAUCCAGCAUGACUGAGAGAGGCUUUUCAGUUAAGUGUUACGUGGCUGUCCUGUUUAAAUCCCUUAUCUGUAGACUGCUACUUUUGAAUUGGGUUUUAAAAAUUGCAGAGGUCCUGUUCUGUGUGGCAGGAGAGGAGGGUGGGUGUUUGUCCCUCCUACGCAAGGAGAGGACACUGACAUUGCAGGUGCAGCCGGCUGGUCCCUCUGGCUGUUCCUCCAGUGCCCCUCUCCUGUGAGCCCUUUCAGUCCAUGAACUUUCCUGCUUUCAGCUAAUGCCUUUCAAGAUGUGGAGGGGAAACUUUAGUCUGAUGCAGGGUGCCCUCUUGUGAUACAAAUGAAACAAAUCCAGAGAGCCGGGUGGGAUGGGAUGAGGAAAAUUGAAUGAAAGUUCCCAAGAAAAAAUGUGUUAGGAUUGUGACCAUACCCAGAAGCCAGCAACUGCUUUAUCUCCACACUCUUCAACUUCUGCCAACAUGUGGUGUGAAGCCAAUGAGAAUUAAGCAUCAUAAUGAAUUUUAUUGGGGCAUAUUUCCUGCCCAACUUCAUUUCUCUCAGCUUUUUCCCUGAAAUAGCUACCUUGUAAUUGAAAUAAAGCUAAAAGCAAGCAGUGAUUCAGGUAGGGCACUACAUCCUGGUUUGAACCACCUGGAAAGCUGGUUUCUUUGGAAUAAAGGAAAUGAGAUUCAGCACAGAUGUUAUCUUGCUUAAUGCCCAACUGAAAAGUGUUCAGGUAUUUUGAGAUUGAGAUGGAGUAAAAUGCAGAAUGAAGAGCAUUGAGAGCAUGAUCAGAAUUAUCUCCUUGUAAUUUUAGGUCCUACUGAGUCAAGAUUACACUCUUUGAAUGUUUCUCUCGGGAUUUGCCAUGUAUGGUAUAUGAUUCAACAUAAAUGUUCUCUUGUAAUUCCUUUUUUUCCUCUUAACUGCAGAUGGGGACAUGCAAACCCCAAAAAGAACUCUAGGGUUUUUUGUAAAGAAAAAAACAACAAGUCUGCCAUCAUGCACUCAUUUAAUUUUUGGAAACAAAUACUCAAGUACUUGGGGAAUGAACCCAAUGAGCAUAUUAAAAUGGUUAUGAAUAAAUUUAUUCUCCCUCUC
This is a messenger RNA of Pyrgilauda ruficollis (rufous-necked snowfinch), 8566 nucleotides long. It is a transcript of the gene RASGEF1B, whose product is annotated as RasGEF domain family member 1B. Bases 171 to 1592 code for a protein of 473 amino acids. The record is from RefSeq and is a predicted model, not a curated record. Gene Ontology annotation, biological process: positive regulation of GTPase activity; Ras protein signal transduction. Gene Ontology annotation, molecular function: guanyl-nucleotide exchange factor activity. Gene Ontology annotation, cellular component: plasma membrane. Lineage: Eukaryota; Metazoa; Chordata; Aves; Passeriformes; Passeridae. The transcript has 14 exons.